Messenger RNA from Penicillium verhagenii, 780 nucleotides. Its product is annotated as YoaK family protein. The record is from RefSeq and is a predicted model, not a curated record. Bases 1 to 780 code for a protein of 259 amino acids. The transcript has a single exon. Lineage: Eukaryota; Fungi; Ascomycota; Eurotiomycetes; Eurotiales; Aspergillaceae.
AUGGCGCACGACUGCCCCAAAGCAGAAAAUGGCCGCAAAUCCCGCCUCCGCCAAUUCCUCAUGGAAGACAUCCGCGAAGACCUCCUCCUCGAAUGCGAACUUCUCAUCCUCUCCUUCGCAACAGGUCUCCAAGACGCCGCCGCCUGGCCCGACUACUCCUGCUUCGCCUCAAACCAAACAGGCAACACGCUCUUCCUCGCAAUCGGCGUAGCAGGCCUAACCAAGAACGCAUACAGCUUCCCCAACAUCGGCGUCAGCUUAAGCCUCUUUGUGGCCGGCGGCUUCAUAAUGGGCCAGCUCGGAAACUAUAUCGGGGUGCGGCGGCGGAUCUGGCUGUUACUCAGCAACCUCAUCCAGACGGUGUUUGUGUUCUGUGCGCUGAUCGUUCAGCAUCGAUGGCCCAUUCAGCGCGAUGGGCCUGCUGCAUUGGCUGUUAUUGCUUUGUUGGCUUUUUCGUCCGGCGGCCAGGUUGCUAUGAGUCGGUCUUUGAAGAUUACGGAGAUCACGACGGCGAUGGCGACGGCUGCAUUUAUCGAUUUGGUGAUAGAUCCGGAUUUGGCCAGGUUGAAGAAUCGCUUGAGGAAUCGGAGGGUCAUGUUUCUUGUUAUGUUGACGGCGGGUUGUUUUGUUGGUGCUUUUGCGCAGAGGGAGAUUGGUUCCAGGUUUCCGAUCUUGUUGUGUGCGAUUGGGAAGGCGUUAGUUUGUGUUGCGGUGCUUUUUAAUCGGCCUGUUGAGAUGUCGAGGUCGCCUUCAAGUUCGACGCAGACCUUGAAGGUUUAG